Messenger RNA from Hepatospora eriocheir, 627 nucleotides. The record is from the annotation of a GenBank genome assembly. Lineage: Eukaryota; Fungi; Microsporidia; Hepatosporidae.
AUGGUUGUUUUGUACUCUCAGAUAAGAAAUUUAAAUAAUAAAGUAAUCACUGCUAACUAUUCUCAUCAAGGAUUAAACAUUCAAGAUGAUAGUAGUUUACUCAAUGAUCUAGCUAAGAAUGUCUCUAAUUGUAAUCGUAUUAUUAAUCAAGAUCAAAUAAUUUCUGGUCAACUGUCUGUUAAAGAGACUUUGAAAUUUUACGUCACUUUAAAAGGCUCUUACAUCCUUGUUGUGAUUGUUGAUCGUAAAUCAAAUGAUGACACUGUCAACAAGUAUUUUAAAAAUCUUCAUCAAAAGAUAAAAUCAUUAGAUGUGUUAAAUUAUAGCUUUGAUAAUGAAUUAAAAACAUUUACUAAUAAUUUUAAUAGUAAUGAAUCAAAUAUUAAGAGUAAUUUAGCAUUAGAAGGUGUACAUUCAACAGUUGUUGAUAGUUUAAAUGCUUUAAUUAACAGAGGAGAUAAGAUUAAUGAGAUAACAACACAGGCUCAAAAUCUUAACUUUCAUACAAUGGAAAUGUCUAAGAAAGUUCAAAAUAUUAGAAAAAAAGAACAGAUGGAGAAGUAUAAAAUGUAUGUUUUAUUACUGAUUGUUCUAUUUGUUCUUUAUUUGAUAUUUUUUAGAAAAUAA